CUCAACCAUGGCCUGCAAAAGAAAAAGUGGUUUUAAUAACCGGUGCAUCAAGUGGAAUAGGUCAAUCAUUAGCUUAUAUAUUCGCAAAACAAGGUUCAACAUUAAUUUUAUGCGCUAGAAGAGAAGACCUUUUAAAUGAUGUAGCUAAUGAAUGUAGAAAUAAAUAUGGAGCAACUAAAGUAAUAACUAUUAAAUGUGAUGUUACAAAUGAAAAUGAAGUUUCAAAUUUAAUUAAAAUUAUUGAAAAUUCAUUUAAUAAAUUGGAUUGUAUAAUUUUAAAUGCUGGAGUAUCUAUGGGUGAAUCACUUGAAGAUAUAUCUGAUUAUGAUAUACUUAAAAAAAUAAUGAAUGUUAAUUAUUUUGGAUCAACUAAUGUCACUUAUAAUUCAUUAAAUCUUUUAAAAAAGAAUAAAGGUAGUAGAAUUGUUGUAAUUAAUUCUUUAAGUGGAUUUAUACCACUUCCUUUAAGAACUGGUUAUUCUGCUUCAAAAUUUGCACUUCGAGGAUUUUUUGAAAGUUUACAACUUGAAGUUUGGAAGUAUGAAAUUUUUGUUACUAUAGCGUAUCCGGGUCCAGUUUUAACUGAAAUAAACAAAAAUCGAUUAGGUGAUAAUGCAAAGCAGUUGGAUAUGACGGGUGCGAUGACGUCUGAUGAAUGUGCAAGUAUAAUUUAUAAAGGUAUUUGUAGAGGUGAUAAAGAAGUAGUAUUUACUACCAAGGGAAAAUUUGGAAGGUUGAUGGAAGGUGUUUUCCCGGACGCGUGGUCUUAUUUGUUAAGAAAAUAUUCCUUGAAAGCGUUAACAGGGUCUAAUGAGUCAUAA
Messenger RNA from Scutellospora calospora, 821 nucleotides. The record is from the annotation of a GenBank genome assembly. Lineage: Eukaryota; Fungi; Glomeromycota; Glomeromycetes; Diversisporales; Gigasporaceae.